GUUUCGUCGCAGACUUGCACCGUCGCGGUCCUCGUCCGUUCGCAUCCGCUGAACUUCGGUUCGUUUCUUGUUUUGCUGCCGCCGUUAAAGUCUGGUACCGCGGUGUUAUGCCCUGGAACUGAGCCGAUACGGGUGUUUUAGUUUUUAUUUUUUUUUCUUCGUCUGCCCCUCGUCUCCGUCUAGAUCAGAAAAACCCGUCGCCGACAUUCGCGCCAUGAUCUCCGCGCUGCAAUUUUUGACGUGCGCCGCCGCGGUUAUUACCGCGGUCGCCGGCAUCGGUAACCUGUACACCGUCAACGAGUGGAGUCUGCUCCGGUACGACGUGCCGUUCAACUACCCCAACGCCGACUCGUACAAGCCCGAAGUCACCGUGUCCACCGGAAUCGAAAUCGGUAAGUGAUGAAUGGUGCGAUGAUGGAUAACUUACUCGAAAUUCGGAAACUCGACGAUUUAUUAUGUAUGUAUGGGGUUUCGGCUGUAGACGAGCGAUAAUAUUGUUCUCAUCGUAUAGGUGGUUCGAAAAUAUAAAAUAACUAUACGCGUGGGAGGGGGGGCGAGAAACGGGGUUUACGCUGCCCGUUAUGUACACGAAAAGUAUGCAAUUACGAGCGACUUUUCUGUUUCUGCAUUAUGUUAUGGUCGUUGUCGAAACAGUAACUCGUGUCUCCAAAUAAUUAUUAUUCCAAGAGUCGCGCGGUAAACUAUAAUUAUAAAAUUAAAUUUCAGUAAUAGUUUAUGCCGAACAUUUAUGCGGCCCGAUGUAUUUCGACAAUAAUAAUAUAGUAAUUACAAAUUAUGAACAAUUAUUUAAUUUCUCAAUGUUUACAUUAUCCUUUACGUGAUUAUGUAGAUUAUGUGCAUUUUAAAAUAGUCUUAAUUCAUUGUGGUUUUUCCACCAAGUCCUGAGUCACGCGUCUUUUUUUCUGUAAAAUGUUAACAUUAAUUUAAUAAAUAUAGAAUUAUUUAUGAAACAAUCAACAAAUUGGUUUCAAAUUAGUUUGUAAAUAAACUCGAGGUCAUUAAACGAUAAUUUCACCAUUGGUUUUUACUAACUUCAUACAUGGUCUCAGUGAUUUUAUUAAAAUUAACUACUCAAUUGAAAUUCAAGUUAACUAAAAAUACAACCGACUUAAAUUUGAAGAAAAAAAAAAAAAAAAGUCGAAUAAAAUAAAAUUUGAACUCAAUUCAGAUAACAUUCGUACGUUUUGAACUUCGAACCGUGGUCUUUACAUAAUUUAUAUUGUUAAAUGUAAAUUGUAAAUUUUAUUACUCUUUUUUGGUGUUUCCGGAUACACGAGGUACCGUUUUGACAGAAAUCCGACCUUAUUAUGUCGAUACGUACGGACAAAGUCGUACGACGCGUGUGUUUUUCCCGUUUGUAAUAUUUCCGUAUAGGUGUAUCGCGUCUCUGCCGAUUAAUUUACGUAAUUGGCGUUCAAGUCUCCGUAUCGUAUUGUUGUUAGUUGCGAGUCGGUAUACCUGUACCGGCGCUCUGUAUAAUAUAAAUAACUGAAUGCCGCCGAUUAUGAUAUCCGACAUAGGAGGCGUAGCUAGAACCGAAUUUUUGAGGAGUCUACAGUCCUCCUACAGAAAAACUGAAUCGAAACAAAAUUACGAGGGCCACGCAGCCAGUACACUAGCAUCGUUAAACUGUACAUUUUUGCUCUAAAAUAACUAUUUAAUGUAAUUUAUAACACAAGUCGACGAGAAAUAAAAUAAACAAGUUUAUUUUUCUUUCACUUUUAGAAAAUGUAUUUAAAAUAGUAUGUACAAUAUGUUACCAUCACGGUCAGGUGCGUGGUUACGAUAUACAGAGUGUUCAAUCUAUCGCAAGACACACAUUGUCUCGGAAAGUAUUUGCUUUUUUUCGGGAUUCGUUUUGUAGAACACGUUUUUAAGAAACCAGCAGCUCUACGAUUUUACAUUUAUGUUAUAUUUUGUCGACCUUAUUUUCGGGGGGUAAAAACACUCCCUAAUUUUGAUUAUCGAACAACAACCCAUAUUAAAAAUUUCAUAAAUAGAUAGAGUAUUAGUCAAAACAAAUGUCCAUCAUUAACAUUUUCGAUUUCCGUCAAUCCAUUGACGAGAUAUUUCAAUUUUAAGUUUUGGUCGGGGGGGGGGGAAUAGUAGAGCAUUAUUGAAAUGUCGCGCCGCCCCGCACCAAUGAUAAUACACCACACUCCUACGACCCAAACUCAAAAGCGGAAUAUCUUUUCAACGGAUUGAUGGAAAUCAAAAAUGUCAAUACGAACCUAUAUUUAAACCAAUACUCCGUCUAUUAAUAAAAUCAUUAAUAUAGGUUGCCGACGAAAAUUAAAAGUAGGUAGUGGUUUUACGCCGAGACAUAAGAGUGUAAAAAAAAAAAAAGAUAAACGUAAAACUGUAGUUAUUUGUGCCUUAAAUGUUCUAAAAAAAAAAAAAAAAUUCCGAAAAAAGUUAAUACUUUCCGAGAUAAUAGACGUCUUACGAUGCAUAGAUCAUCCUGUAUAUAAUAGGUAGGUAUACCGACAAGAUACUAUCGUAAAUGGCACCGUGAAAGACCGUGAAUGGCGGUAUUGGCACUAAGCCAUAAAUAAUAGAAAUAUCCACCUGUGUAUCAGACAAACAUUACGCGCCACUGGAUGUGGUAUAUCAACGUAAUAUUUGUCUAGUUAUUUCAACAAAUUUCUCUCAAAUUUUUAAUAUUAGCAGAUAUCCUAUAGGGCAAUAGGGAAUUAUUGAUUUUUUCUUCGAAUAAUUUUGAGGGGGCUUAGCACCUCCGGCCGGAUCAAGGAGCACGUAAUACGGAUUGAGUUGACUCGACAUGUCUUACGCGGCGCAUUUGAAAGGUGCAUUUUAAUAACGGUUUAAGUCGCCGUAGUACGCGACACGACUACGAACGCACGGAAAACUGAAAAAUCACGAAUUGUGUUCUAAAACGCACGUCUCGAGGUUGCGCGUUCAAUAUCGGACAAAAUUCGCGACUGACCGUGUGCCGAGCGUAAAACGGCGUUUUUUUCUCCAGACAUCCCGCUGUUUGCCGGCGCCUUUCCAGCGAACUACAACCGUACGUUUGUAGGCCUGCCCCGCCGUUCAGUUACGCCGAAACCGACGGCGUGCGCUUAUGCUGCCAUCACCCCCCCACCGCUCGAACGGCCGUAAACCGAAAUCACUAGCGAGUGAACCGGCGAGUUAUCAAAUCUCGCGCGGUUUCCGGUAAAAGUUUUACGGUAGGCCCGCGUAACGGACAAGUGUAUUCUUUCCUUACCGGCGUCGUCGGGCGAAUAAUACGCGCGAAUGAAAAACGACAACGCGCAUUAUUCACCGUCGUGCGCAACACGUGUGCAAUAACCCACGCGGUGUACGCGCGGAUAUUUUAAACUUUCCGCGGCAUUUCCACGCGUUUCGUAACGGGUACCGUGCCGCUCGGCUCGGGUCAGACGGAUAACGACGACAAUAACGCCGCGAACGUACGAACGGUUUACAACGAUUACAUUAUAUACAUAUUUCUCGGUUUUUUUUUUUUUUUGUCCGCGGGCGGGAAAGACUUUCGGCUGCAGUAUACGCGACAUUGACCUUAAAGUUCAGCGCGUGUACGUAAUGUUGCGCUAUGUGCGUGCUGUACGCAACCGAACCGCGUCCGAACGGGAAUUUAACGCAGAUGUCGAGGUUACCUACAUGAGCAUGUUUUAUUUUUUUUUUUAUUUAAGGGUUUUAGAAAUAGAUUUUACGCGAGCGGGAAAACCCCGCGUGUCGACAUUAACAAUUGUAACGGCACGCGCUAAGGCGAAUCGUCGCGAUUCGAGGAUUUCCUGCGCCAAGCGCAAAAGUAAUUGAGAUUUUUUACGCGGCGGCUUCAGUGCUGUGGGCACGGCCGAAAAUGUCACGGUUAUCAAAACAAAUGCGUUACCGUUCGUAAUAUGUUGUACGGGGCGUUUUCAUAUCCAUUACAAUAUCUCCGGAAAUAAUAAGGAUAACCGAAUUACGUUAUUUGUUUUGUUUCUGUUCACGGCGAUAAGGACUACAAAUAUUUAUACUUCAAUUAGUUUUCUACGUUUUAGUAUAAACGCUGAAAGACAAAUCGCUUUUUACUUUGUUAUUUUCGAAAAAUAUGAAGAUAGCCCCAUUGUAUAGAGUUUAUUCGCCUGACAUUUUUGAACUUGUUAACUUUUUAUUUUCAUUGAAUUCGUGAUUUUUAUUAAUUUUUAAAAUUUAGAGAAAAAAAUGUACUGUCAAUUAGCCAUAAUAAUAAUAACGAGCAAUGAGCGAAUUCUCUGAACUUUAAAAAAUAUAUAUAAAAAUCGCGAAUUUAAUGAACAGUGGAAACAUCAAAAUUGGCGGUCGAAUAAACUCUGUAAAACGGCCGUCUUCAAAUUACUUCCGAAAAUAUUACAGUGAGCAUACGCCUUAGGUGAGACACCGUGUACAGUCUUUCGUUAAUGUCGGAAAGCUGUUUGUUUUUAUUUUAACCCUCGUUAAUACUUGUGAAACGUUAACGUUGUUAAAAAAAAAACAAAAACCACAUUAGGUACCCCGCGACUCUACUGAACCCUACAAUCGAGAUCGGAUAUAUUCCGCGUAAAAAGCUCACUCGUUUGCCAUUUAUCGCAUCGCGUUAUAACGUCGUAAACAUUCCGAAAACGGGGACAACUCACGGAGGGGUGUCCCGCGAUGAUUCCGAUAUUAUAACGGGCCAUUAACGUUUAUAGGCCCGACACUCCGGCAUUUCGUUUGUUUAAUUGAUAACAGUAGUAAACAUUAACAAUAACACCGGCCCGCGUAUAACAACCGAUAUCGAUAAGGUCUUGGGGGGGGGGGGGGUGGUUUUUCUUUCCGUCUCGCUCUGUUAUCCGAUUCGAUCGAAUUGAUAAUAAUACGGAUUACGGACGGCCGUUCGUUUGCGGCUUCGCGGCCGUCCCUCCAGCCGACGCGGCUCGGUCGCGCGGCCGCGUUUUCCUAUACGCACGCGGCCCGACGGCCCGACGGCCGUUCGCGAUUCGUCUCGCGCGGAUAUCCACGACGCCUGCGUGCACCUGCGACACAAACCGUCCGGUCCUUUUGCCGCGCAUACGUGGACGCCGAACGCUUUUCGCCGAGUUCCGCCCGUUCGUCUCGGCGCGGGAUCUCCGACCGUUUCGCGGUGUUAAAAACGCGCGGUCGAUUUCCGUAAAUCGGUCGACGGUCGUCGGGCGCGAUCCGACGGCACUGGCUGGCCCGCGAUUGCGGUCCGGCGGAUUUCGCCCGGACACCCACCGAUAUCCGCCGCGUCGGCGUUUUCUCGCCGGCCGGUGGCCACGUCGCGACGCCGUUGUUCGGCCCGUGCGAUCGUGCCGUUUACCGCGGGUCCGCGCGUCAAUUGCUCGUACGGUUUUACUCGUUGCGCGCGUCGCGGAUACGUCCGACAGGGCGCGCGUCACGCCCGCCGGUAUUCGGGUUUGAAAAAAACGCGCGUCGGUUGCGCGCAACGCACGCGCUUGCACAAAGUGCGCGGCCGUUUCCGCUGUGCCGCACAAACAAUUUAACGAAUACGGUAUUUUGACGUUUCGACCGGUCGGUUCGAGUGCAGUUCGUCGCGUGUCGUCCGCGUCCCGGCAGAUCCCGGAGAGCCGACUCGGACCCGUCGCUUUUGCGCUUAUCGCGGGCGACGUGCGACGUAUCGACUGUCCGACGACACCGGGAUAUACGUUUUAAAUGUUCCGAGCGGAACGAGGGUGCUAUCUAGUUUUGCAACGUUUCGACGCCGUAGUACGUUUUUAUCGGGACAGUGGACAGUGUAAACGCGUGUUCACCAGCAAUGAUUGAAUACAGAAUAACGCCGUGGUACCGUACGGGGCGGUCUUUUUCGACGUUUUACCGCCCUCUGCGUUCCUAGUAAGACGUCGGAAAACGGUAAAAAGCAAAAUAUGCGCUGCACGCGUGAAGAAUAACAAUUUACUAAAAUCAUUAUCAUAAGUAGGUAGGCGUAUCGUGUUAAUAUUUUUAAUUAGGCGCCUAUUCGCAGUUCCGCGUACCUAAAUAGAAAGUUAUUAUUUAUUACUAUUCUCGUUUUGAAAUGGUAUUUAUUCGUUAAAACAAUGCAAAUAAUAGAAAACGUGUUAUUUUACAAAAACAAUAAUACGCUAUGGGUAGACGGUAGAAUAAUAUAUUUAAAGAAAUCAAUACAAAUAUCGCCGAAACUAAUCUUUUUCGACCUAACCAAAGACACAACAAAUUGACGUUAAAGUAUUUAGCGUUUGUUGAAAAUUGAGUUUCUGUUAGAAAUGCACCGCGGCUUGAAAACAUUACUAUUGUUAGCGUAAUGUAAAAAUAAGGUUUAAAAUUUUAACUUUGCGCCGACGUGUACGCUAGAUGGCGCUACCAGUUCGGCCGCGGCUGUACAAAUAUUGCACGCGAUUAUCGUAAUACGGAGACGACUGAUCGAAUUUACCUAAGAUUUUAUAGGUAAUUAUCGCAAGAUAACCACGGACUGGCCAGUGAUGUCGCUUGGGGAAGAGCAGCGGAGGCGUUUGCUCUCCCCCUUUUCAUCGUCGGGCCGCUUUUGGGCCGGGUAUGGGUUGGUAUCGGGAUAGUUUUGGGCCGCAAACAUGAUUCUUGCCAUUAUGUUUUAUGAUUUAUGUUGCAAACGGCCACUCUGAACUACCGUUAUUUAAUGUUUGUUCGUGAUAAUAAUUGUGUAAAAUGAUUUUUUUACUGUAAUUUUUGUUAACAUCGAUUGCACUUCAGUUCAAAUUAUCGGGCUCUCACGAAAGCCAAUGUAAAUUUUUGGACCGUGUCCGUUCCGAUUUAAUCUAUUUUAUGAUUAUACUAAUGUUCAUGGUUAGUGCCAGCGCUAGGUUUUGGGGGACCCUGGACAAUGCUUUAAUAUGACUAAUAAUUAUAUACCUACAUAAUAAUAUACCGCGGGGCCUAUUAAAACCAAAACAAGCGCAGAGUCCUGGACUUAUGUCCAGUUUGUCCUCCCCUAGCGCCAGCGCUGUUCAUGGUUAUAUUUUUUGUAAACGCAUGACGUACACCCCAUACACAUUGGCACGAAUAAGACAUAAAUCGGGGGGUAAAAUUCCCCUCAUACUAAGUCUUUAUAUAAUACCUGAUAGGUAAUCCCUCUACACAUUAUAUAUUGAUUAUUUAGUCAUUGUUCUAAAAAAAAAAAAAAAAAACAAUGAGUUGUUCAUGAUUAUGACAGUAAGUAUAAAAUAAGGUAAUAAGGAUAUUUGUGUUGAAACAAAAAAUGUAAUUGUAACGAAUAAGUUAGCGGACGGUUUUUUUUUCCGUACCAGUUUUAUUAUGGGCCGGUCGAAACUUUUGCCCUUCUCAAAAACUGAAAUCACGCCACCGGGACCGGGCCGGUUUAGAUAAUUUGUCCAUAAUAUCGCGUAUUUGUUCUAUUAUAAUGACUUUCUGAAUAGGUAUUAGGCACGAUAAAUUACAACAUGCGGACAACGUGAUGGACCUGCUCCCCAUCAACAAUUGCAAUUCGUAUUUGCACCGUCCUUUGAUUUUGUUGUCCAUAAUAUUAUUACGGUCCGUCGUCGUCUAAUAGACCGCGCAUUAUGUUCUGAUUAAGAGCAAUUAUUAUUGAAUUACAAAACUUCUAAUAGAAAUACAAUGCGCUAGACUAUACGCGCUAUAUAUGAUAGUAUCGUAUGAGUCGAUGAAUUUUACAAUUCGUCGUAAAAGUGGACUACUAAUAGGCUACUGUUUAGAUGCUUUUAACAAUGUCCAGAAUAAUUGUGUCAACGCAUUCUAAUAGAAUUUAUGCUACGGAGGGUGGAAAAAAGACGAAAACAAACAAAGCGGUUUACAUAAUUCGAUUUUCAAUUAUAAAUCUGACACGUUCAUCAAAAACAGUGAUCCGAAGUGAUCAGUGAACAAAAACAAUAUCGCGUACUCCGGUGUGUGUAUUACGCCGAAACGUGUAUUCUGUGUAUUCAAUUUUUAAGACCCGUUCGAAACGGACCGAAUAUGUUAACAGUUUGAUGAUUUUACCAGGUUGGGACAGGAUAUUCAUUAUGACCCCGAGGCUGUUCAACGGCAAUCCGGCCACUUUGGCGUGGAUACCGCGUAACCGCGCGGGCGUGCAGUUCGACACGCACAAAUCGCCACUGUUGCAGGUAUGAACCGCGCCGUUUCGGUAUUAUUGUUUAUUUACGAACCCGACAAUGUGUCCGAUAGAUAUUGUAACGGCCCAAACGCGUUUUUAUGCAUUAGGCUUAUCCGAACUGGGAAUGGCACAGCGAAGCGUCUAGCGGCGAUCUGGUGACGUCGCCGAAACCCAACUGUUCCAGCCUUGUGUCCGUGUUCAGGGUCAGGGCGGACAGGUGCAACAGGCUGUGGGUGCUGGACAGCGGCGUUAUGGACAGUGUCGAGACGUUCAACACGAUCUGCCCGCCCAAAUUGUUGGUGUUCGACAUGAGAACCGACAGAUUGGUAAGUGCGGAGAACGGAGAGGAGACCGGUGGCGUAGUUGAGCGGCGGCGACGGCCGUUCGUCGCCUCCUCCUCCCCCCACCCCCGUUGACAUAUUCCAGCGGUCUUGUUUCGACCGCGGCUACAGCAUACGGGUAAUAAAAUACAACGGUAUUUACACCGGUGAUGUAUCACGACAUUUUGUAAACCGCCCUUCCCUCGGUUGAGCUCCGGCUACGCCACUGGAGGUAAUGGAAGCGAAAAAGCGGACAGCGUCAUAUACGACGGGGUAGUCAUUCGUUGCGCGAUCAGUGGUACGCCUGUUAAAAUCGGUCACGUUACGGUUUUCAGUUGAGAAGCGUGACGCUGCCGCCCGAAAUCCUCAGGUCUAACACGCUGCUGACCAAUCUGGUGAUCGAUGACCAGACGGACGUUUCCCAUCUGCAAGACGGUUUCCUGGGCGAUUGCGACAACGUGUUCGUGUACAUGUCCGACAGCACGAACCCCGCAAUCGUGGUAUACGACGCUCGGAGAGACACGGCUUGGAGGCUUUCACACCCUUUGAUGUUCCCCGACCCGGACUUCGGAAUCCUAUCGGUAAGUUUCAUUACCGAUACGCUCGUGACGUAAUAUCCGUUCCGUUCUAUUCAUAGGUGGCCGGCGAAUCUUUCACUCUGAUGGACGGAAUCAUCGGCCUGGCUCUGUCGCCCGUCGGCACCGCGGGUCGUCGCCUGUACUUCCAACCGUUCGCCUCGGACCGUCUGUUCUCGAUACCUACGGCCGCCCUCAAGGCGGGUCCCAACUUAGGCGACGACGCUGAUCUGCCCGUGUCGCUGGUAGGCCACAAGUCUUCACAAUGCGCUCCACUGGCCGUCGACCCCAAGGACGGCGCCCUCAUAUUCAGCCCGAUAUCCGAAACGGCACUGGCCAGCUGGAUCCCGGGAUCCGUAGAACACGGGUGAGUAAUCAAUAUAACAAUUUAAUAUUCGUUUGCCUAUAUCAAGGUUUUGUUGUUCGAGUCGACAGUCGUUAGGGACGGGGUUUUUAUGUUCUUUAGUUCGGUUAGGCCUAUAACGAAGAUUUAUUCUACGGCGGAAUUGCCGCGUUAACGUUAAGUCAGUUGUCGGUAUCUCUGCUAAGACCGCUCGUUUUUAUUUCAUUCGUAAAUAGAAUAAUUUCGCAGACUACUAUUAAUAAUAAUACUAAUAAUUUUCAUCGUAUUCUUUAGACCGCUGAAAUGCAAACUAAAUAUUAGUAAACACAUAAUGUUUACCGAUAGUUUAGUGUUUAAGUUUAUCGAUAAUCGCAAAUAAAUUGAAUCAAAUAUUAACGAGAAAAAAUGCUCAAGAUGACCAUAGGUGACUCCGCCCUAUGCCAAAGAUAACUACACCGACCGGACAGUUGUAGUUUUGUGCAAUUUUUAAUGUAGAACUAGUGUACAUUUCGAUUGUAUACUACUGAAAUGAAAAAGUAACACUAUCUGAUUUUAAGUGUAACGCUUUUACGGCGGUGGAAAAAAACGACACCUGCGCGCGUUCAGAUUUCGCUACAAUACCACUUUGGUGGCUUUUACGUGUUGUUACGAAACUCCAAAUUAAAACGUCAAACCAUAUAGCUUUAUAGCCGCAACGUGUAUACGUACAUAUAUAUAUAUAUAUGUUUCAUUGUUACGCCCCAAUAGGUGAGAUUGAGUUCAUGACAUUUUUCGCCUAUUCCACGGGUUGACCCAAAAUUAUUAAUUGUUGUAAAUUAAUUAAAUAAUAACAAUAAAAAGAUUUGAUAAUUAUAAAACUAUUAUUGUUUAUUGUUAUUGCGGUAAAUAAUAAAUUCAAAAAAAAAUAAUUUUUACUUACGUAUUCGGCUCGCGUAAUAUGCAUAAUUACAUAAAAGUACCAUUUUUUUUUUUUACACAACUGCAUCGAUUAUUAUCGCAGCAUAUAAAUAUAUAUACAUAUAUAUACACUAUAAGGUUAUAAUAAUUAUCAUCACCAGUUUCAAAAUAUGCUUUUGGAAUCAACAGUAUACCGAUUGAUACACGAUACAUCGUGUUAUAAAACCCGUUGCUUUUUACUGAUAAGUCUGUUUCGUCAAAUAAAGUUCAGUGUCGAGUUAUAUUUCUAAGACUGCCGAUUGCCAAUGCACGAAAUAGUCAACUUUUUAUCCAUUCCAUGAGUAACUCGCUUGGCAAUUUCACCUAAUCUGUAUACAGGCUUUCUCUGAUAAAAGAUAAAAGAAAUAUUCUGUUAAACUAAAACACGAAUCGCUUACAACGGUGCGCACGAACUUAUACAACUCAAAAUGUUAUGUAAAAUGUCUGCCCUAUUCUCGGUGCUUAGCGUACCGGUAUCUCGGUAGUGUAACCAGCGGCACCAACGCAGCCUACCGUAGAAAUCGGUAAAUAUCACCUUUUAUGAACGGGAGGUAUUCUUCAAAUAAACGUACACUAUUCGUACCUGAGUUUAACUGAAAAGUUAUGUUUUUUUCGAGUCUCAUAAUCAUUAUGGAUGCAUACGAAUUGAGUUGCGAAAAUUCCUUUCGGAACAAUAAAUUGAAUCCCUGGUCGUUUGGGAUGCGUACUUAUUGAGUCCCGAUAGAUGUUAAAAUGUCAAUUGAGUUCCCGUUUUUAUACUAAUUGAGUCCCAUACAGUUUUGUAAAAUUAUGUAUUAUGCGUAUUGGUUAGUGCAUAAUAAAAUAUUGGCUGUUUGCAAUAAUAAAUAAAUAAUUCGAAUGUUGUAGCUAUAAGUGUACAAGAAAAAUGUACUUUGAAAUGUAUGCAAAUUGUUUUAAAUAAUACAUUUAAAAUGUGUGACGGGUGAAAAUCUAAGCGAUAAAAAUUUCCAUUUUUUCUUUUACUUCGUUUUCUUUAUUUAUUAACUGUCUAAUUCCUUUUCAUAUUAUUAUAUGCGCUUCUCAUUUUUUAUUUAAAAAUGCAGAUGCUUAAUAUGUUUCACUCUGCACAGUGAUUAAAAAUAUUUAAUACUGUCUACUCGAAAUCCAAUCAUUGAGUCUAAUUAGAAUUAACUCGGACCCAAUGGCGAUAAGAUUUUUCUAUACCGUGCUUGUCUCGAAUGAAACCGGCAACGCUUUUCCCAAGCGUGGACUCAUUUGUUGGUAUGUUUUUAGUUUAUACCGGGGACUUGGUUAGUAGGCGCAGGGAACACAAUUGGUGUGCACCGCUGUUAUAUACCGACCGCUUUUAGCGUUUGACUUUGACAAUAUUUUCAAUGUUAUUACCUGUACUGUUAUGUUUCCAGUGUUCUCGCAUACAGUCCGGAGGAACUGCAAUUUGUGUUAGACAUCAGGUCGGCGGACCGUGACCAGGGAGCCAUCUGGGUGGUGUCGACGAGACUGCAGAAAUACUUCAGGAAAACUCUGGACAAGAGAGAAGUGAACAUCAGGAUCAUGAGGCUACAGAGGGUACCGGAUUUUCUGCCGUACGCAUUCAACAACAAUAAUUCGCUGCUGUUAUUCAAAUGAUCGACUGUAAUUGUUGCAGCGAGAUGCACAUAGGAUACACCACGAUGACGAUAAUUUAUUUUUCAACAAUUUUAUAUAAAUUAAAUAUCAUUAUGUAUAAUAACUUUAAAAACGAGUACACGCAACACGUACCUGUUCAAUUAACAACCGAUGCCAUUAUUUUACUUAGGAGGACUACUUACGUAUAAUUCGUGUGGCUGCGUACGUAAAUAUCUGUAAAAUUAUUAUACGUACAUAAUAAAUUGUGUAAAUACUAAUGUAUCAAUAAAAUUAUUAUUACUAAACUAGUUCCGUGGCAGCAUACCUUCCGAAAUUUUCGUAUACGCUAUUACGUUUUGAAUUAUAUUUUAAGGGGGUUUUUUUUUUUUUGUUUAUUUCGUUUUUAUUAAUCCGAACAGAGCAGACGUAUUUUUAUAUUCACUGUGAAAUCGAAUGUCGGUUGUAAAUUUCCUAGACCGCGCUAGCGUCUAGAAAAUUUUUAAAUGUAUCGAAAAAGGAUCGUCUCGGUUCUUUUAGCAACAACAUUAUUAUAAUUGAUUCUACUUUUAUAACGAAAAAAAUUCAAAACUAUAUUGUAACACAACGUCAUUAUUUAUUCACGUGUAUACCUCCUAAUGGAUUUUGAUCAAAAUUGUAUUAUGUAAUGUAAAAUACUAAUAACAUUUGAAUUUUGCUGUUAGUUUUGCUGUUAUAUUAUAAUCUGCAAAUUCAAUAAUAUGUUUUCGGUUAUACGUUAUUAUCACCAUAUCAUAUCAUCAUUGUUAUUAUUAGUAGUAUUAUUAUCGUUGUAAAAUAGAAAUUUUUCUGUAAUAUAUUAUUUUAUUCAAUGUAAGGUAUUGUCGUCGAUAGUGUAUUUGAAAAUAUUUUGAUAAAUUCUCGCGGUAUCAGUCUACGUGCAUUACAUGCUUACCCGAGUGAACUGUCAUUUUGUAUUGUCUAUUGUUUAAAACACGGAACGCGGACGCGUUACACGGUCGGCAGAACGCAGAACGCAGAAACUUUGUGCUAUUUUACAUUUAUUAUACAGGUAUCCGGUAUGAAAAAAUAUUAAAUAAUGCAUUAUGCCAUGCC
Messenger RNA from Cinara cedri, 12933 nucleotides. Lineage: Eukaryota; Metazoa; Arthropoda; Insecta; Hemiptera; Aphididae. The record is from the annotation of a GenBank genome assembly.